UGACAUUUCACAGUGACACUACCUUCGUAAAUGGGAAUUGGGAUUGAUUUGAGUGGAGUGAGUAUGCCGUGUGAGUGUCAUUGUUUAGCGAAAUCACUGAGCUAAGUAUUCGUGAAACGUUAAACUUGGUAAAUAAAUAUAAGUGAUUAAUUGGAUUAUCUUAGAUCUUCCAAUUCAUAGUAAUUUCGUGAAAGUUAUUUCAUUAAAAAUUAUGGAAGUGCAGUUUGGACCAAAUUCUAUCGAUGAGCCGAGUUUGCUUUAUAAACUACAACGGAAAAUUAAAGUGUUCAACACAAAUCAACCUUUACCUAACCGUGGUUACAAUUUUGUGGCUUGUACCUCAAAAUAUGGGUUAGUUUUUGUAGCUACACCCAUGAAAAUAUUAUUAGUGUAUUAUCUCAAAGAAUUAAUUGAUAAGGAAACUGAGCCUCAACACUCUUCUGUACAACUUCAAGUGUCCCCAUCACACAUUGCAGUUAAUUGCAAUGAAGAAUGGUUGGCAGUUGUUGGCGACCAGAUGAUCCUUGUAUACAAAUGCAUGGAUUUCCAAAACAUGGAUAUAAGACCAUCUGUGUCCAUUAAAUGUGACGUGAGUCCUUCAACAUUUGUAUCAGCAUUGCAAUGGAAUCCAUGCAUACCGGAUACUAUCGGAAUUGUGUUUUUCGAUGGAACUUUACUGGUCAGCCAAGUCAGCACAAUGCAGAUGAAAAAGAUUCAAUCCAAUGCGAGAUGCUUAUGUUGGAGUCCGAAAGGCAAACAACUAGUGACAGGGAACAACGAUGGUACCCUCAGCCAAUACAAACCCGAUCUCUCGCCAACGAAAAUGAUACCAACACCAAAUUUAUUUGAAGGUGCCCCUAUUGAAGUCUUAGCAAUCUACUGGAUUGCGACUUACCAGUUUGCAGUAACAUAUAAAAAUGCGUCAGAUAAUAGUCGACCAGCCGUAACAAUAGUAAAUACACCUAAAGGAGGUAAAUCUGUCUGCUCUAACUUUGAGGAUAUUUGUUAUAGUAUGGGAUCAAACAGACCUUGGUACUAUUAUUUACAAGGACUUGCCCAAUGGAAUCUUAUAAUUUCAUCUUCAUCAAACAGUAUGGAAAUAGCUACCCUUGCGUCACCUGAUAGUACGAACUGGGUACAAUGGUGUCAGCCCGAUGAAGCCAGACCAGAAUUGCCUAUGACAGAAAAAACGCAAGAGAACUAUCCGGUUGGCAUUUGUUUCGACACAGCUGCCAUACAUCAAUUACCGUGCGGAGAAAACGAGAUGUUUCCGCCAAUGCCGCUUCUCCACGUGGUAUCACAGACGGGACUGUUAUCUAUAUUUAACGUUAUCAACUUGAAUAAAUCCGCACCGCAAAUAUGCGCGCCGCCACAACAGUUAGCGCUACCGGCUGCUACCUUGACGAGGAUUAUGCCUGAUGACGUGCCAUCGCAACCCGAAGCACCUCCAGCUGUACCGCCUCCCCAACCGAAGCCACAGCCACCGCCGCCGCAAUACCAGCAACCACUCGUGCAACCUCCGCAGGCGACCACGCCCUUGCCGGUCCAACAACCCAUACCCGUUGUACCAAAACCCGUGCAACAGCCACAGAGUAACAUUGCACCAGCAUCAAGUUUAUCAUUUGGAGUGAUAAAGGACCCAACACCGACCGAUGCGUCGCAUGCGGCCAGUCCCAUGUCGCAGUCGAAACCUACGGUCCAAGCUCCGAAGGCCAAUGCAGUGCCAUCUGCAGAAGCGACCGCCGCUCUGUUGGAACAGGAGAAAAUCAAUAAGGCGAAGAUGAAUCAAAAACUUAAAAGCAUGCUCAUCAAAGAAGUGAACGAUUUCAAUAUGGAAAUGUAUACGUUCAUGAAACUCACGCAAGAGAAACAAAUGAAGUUUCAACAAGACAUCGAAGCAGCCAAACUGAGUGUAGAUUUAGAUAUGGACACUGAGCGCCUGAGAAAAGAAUGCGAUAUAGACGAGUUGCGCGAUACGAUCGUGCAACUGAAGUUGGAUAUGGUACGCGCAUGUGCAGUGAUCGCUGAAGCCAGAACUCAGGCUGAGGCCAAAGAUCUACAAGAAUGGACCCAAGCUGAUCCUCUGACUACAAAACGUAUAGCGUCUGUGAAAAAACUCGCGUACUACGUGCAAACACAACUCGACCACGCGCGCAAAGCGCUCGACCACAAGUGGAACGAGAUGAGUGCCAGAGAUGAUUACGUCAAGCACGGAGAACGCAUGACCCGGCCCAUACUGGACGAAGUUUACCAACCUCUAGUGAAGCAACAAGAGAUACUGAGCCGUCAGAUGGCAGUGCUCAAGACCUUGAGGAAUACGAUGAAUGAAUGCAAUUUUUCACCAGCUUUCAAAUCUACAUCACUUUUGAGAAGUACCCCAUUUAGGAACAAGGACCCACUUUCAAAACUGACCAAAAAUAUUCUCAACAUGAGCAUCGAACCGCAGAGCAAGCCUAAAGAUCAACUCUUAAGCUCACAGAAGUUGGACGCACUCCGCGAUGUUCUUUCUAAUCAUAAACCAAUUAAAGUAAAACCAGUCAGUGUUGAACUGCGGCAACAUUUGGAGUCUAUGAAACAGAGAUAUGAGAAGAGUGCCAGAGAGAGAGAAUUGAGAGAAACUGAAACUAAACAAGAAAUGGAACAUACCAACAUACAAAAACCUGUACCAUUCUCAGCGACGCCAGCGCAAGUGCAAUCUCAAAUACCUGCAACAAAGUUUGAGCAUCAAAUACCCGCUCCUAUUCCUCAGCCAACAAGAGUUCAACAGGAUGCUCCACAAUUGAGAAAUGAACUGAAAAAGGAUUCAAAUAUAUUCAUGGGUCAAAACUUUGGAGGCCCCACGUUUGCAUUUACGCAAACUCCUUUCGCCGCCACAAUACCGAAGCCCGACAUAGUAAAAGAAUCGCCCAUCACAAUUCCUACAUUUAACCCGGUCAGUAAUUUGAAGCCGGUCCAACCACCAGCAAGUGUUGCAAGAACCUUAUUCGCUGAUGUAAGACAAGAAGAAUUACCAAUAGGUCACCAAGAACCUCAAGGCCAAUCGCAACGGCAGCCACCUCUUAUUGACCAACCGAAGCAGUUCCCUCCUAACAUUAAUGCGUAUACUAAAAGCUUACUUAGAAAGUUUAUACUGAAAGAUUCGUCGAAUGAGAACUUACCGCAACCCAAUGAACCCAAGAGCGAUGCUAAUACGUUUAUGGGUCAAAAUAUUUGUUCGCCUACCGCCUUUGCCUCUUCAAAAUCAAAUACUCCAUCUACACCCUCUUCUAUAUUUGGCUCUAAACCUUUCACCGAUGUCAGUAAGCCGUUCCAUAAAUUUCAAACAGUUACCCCUGAAUCUGUACCAACAACUACUUCCGCUGUAAACCCGAAAUCAGAUGAAACCGGAGAACCGGAAGCGGGUUCAACACCUGUUAAAGAUGAAAACAAACCAAGAGAAGAAAAACCUAUAACAAAUAUGUUCAGUUUAAAGACGCAGUUUACUGGCAAGAAUCAAAAUGUUCCUGACGUUUUAAAAGGGCAAAGUUUCGUAUUUGGUAAAGCUGACAAAAAAUCAACUGCCACUUCAGCUGAGGGAUCUGAUAAACUCAAAGAAAGUAGUUUUGUUAAAGCUACUGACAUUCAAGAUAAGCAAACCACAGAUAACAAAAAGGAAAAUGAAAUUAAGCCUGUUGCACAGAUGAUAAAUAAACCACCUGCACAAUCUGUAAUUUUUGUUGAUCUCAAAAAACCAGCAUCUGAGGCUAAAGUAGAACAGGUUGCAUCAUCAUUAUUUGAUGUUUUUACUGCAGCACCCCCGCCUUCAGGAUCAAAACCCCAAUUCGAAAGUGGACAACAGUCAUCCGUAUUUGAAACAGCAAAACAAUCUGUUUCCCAGGAAAGCUCAUCAAAAUUGAGUUCAAAAGGAACGCCUGUAACACAAACUGCAGAAGCUCCUACUUCAACAAGCGCUUCUACAUCAACAUCCAAACCUUCACCCACUUUGGCCUCUGCUAGUGAAACAACACCAACUGUAACCACAUCAAAAUCUACACCUGAAGCGCAACCUCCGAAAGCUUCAGAACCUGAGUUAGUGACAGAGUUAGAAACAGAUUCAAACGUAACAAAAGAUUCACCGAAAGUCACAACUUCCGGCGACUUUAGCUCAACUGGAUCUACAUUCGUCCCUGUUACUACAUCAGUUUCGACACCCGCUUUAAGUAAUCAAGAAACAAAACCUUCUGUAUUCAGCGCACCCACACCUACUUCUACAUCCGAAACGACCUCUGCCUUCAGUUCGGCUCAGCCUUCCGCGUUCGCAUCAAGUGCAUCUUCAAUUUUCGCAUCAGCGUCCGCCUCAGCAUUUGGAACGCAGACAACAAAACCUUCGGUAUUCAGUCCAACUACAGCAAACCAAAGUAUUUUCGGAACGGCCACGUCAACUACUUCUGCGUCCACAUUCGGUACUGCUUCAUCAGCGCAAAGUAUAUUCAGUGCAGCGGCAUCCUCAUCUAUGUUUGGUUCAACGCCGACAACGACACAGAACAUUUUUGGAACACCCACUACCCAGGCGUCUGUUUUCGGGACCAAUCAGUCUGUAUUUGGGACAUCAGGGAGUCCUAGUCAAGUAUUUGGCACUCCCUCAACUCAGACGUCAAUAUUCGGAACGCCAACACCUACAAGUCAACCAUCUGUAUUUGGAAGUCCGACCCAAACGACUCAGGCAUCUGUCUUCGGAACUCCGCCACCGGUGACCCAAGCGUCCGUGUUCGGAACUCCGACAACAACACAGAGUGGAUCGCUCUUUGGCGGCACUGAAUCUAACCUAUUUGCAUCUGCUACUAUAUCCACUACCAGUGCACCGUCGCAAGCGAGUGGUGGAAAUAUCUUCGGCGGAGGUUCAUCGAGCUCGGUAUUCGGUAAUAAUACCAGUAUAUUUAGCGGGAAGACAAGCUUCAGCGGCUCGAACCCAACAGCAACCAAUAUAUUUGGAGGCGGAAGUUCUUUCGGACAAAAACAAGCCAACGAUUUCUGGAGUGGUGGCAGCAAUACUACUAGCGGUUUCGGGAAUUCCGCUUUUGGUCAACCAGCAACCACGCAAGCUUCGUCCAUGUUCGGCAGUUCGGGAGGUAGUUUCAGUACACCAUCCCCAGGCCAGACGUUCGGAAGUCCACAGGGUCCAUUUAGUGGUGGUGAAGCUAAUCCUUCCGUGUUUGGAACCCCUCAACAACAGACAGCUACUGCUUUUGGGGGAAGUCCGGCGUUUGGUUCCAAACCUGUGUUCGGCGGAUCACCCACAUACGGUUCUACGGCGUUUGGUGGGUUCAACAAGAGUCCUACUAGCGGGUUCGGUGCUCCAGCGGCGUUUGGCGGAGGUGCCUUUGGUGGAUCUUCCUUUGGAAAUACAUCACCGGGAAAAGCAUUUGGUAACUCUGCACCCGGUUUCGGCUCGCCUACUCAAUCCAACGCCACAUUCGAAAACCUUGCGACACAGAACACACUCACUUUCGGCAACCUCGCGCAACAAUCCGGCCAAGCCCCUCAAGCCGCCCCUACUUUCAAUACGUCUCCUUCAUUUACUGGAUGGCGAGGCUGAUGUUGCAUUACGAGGAACGUUCUGAUAACAGCAUUGAUGCAUGAUGCUUGUUAUGUUGAUAUUGUAACACAUGCUAUCAAAUAAUCGUGUUUAUUACGUUCUAACAAUAUGAAUGACUGUAUCUGUAUUUGUAAUUAAAAAUAAAUAGUGAUUAGAAGU
Messenger RNA from Pararge aegeria (speckled wood butterfly), 5734 nucleotides. RefSeq names its product nuclear pore complex protein Nup214 (gene Nup214). NCBI's taxonomy places the organism in Eukaryota, Metazoa, Arthropoda, Insecta, Lepidoptera, Nymphalidae. Gene Ontology annotation, molecular function: protein binding; structural constituent of nuclear pore. The coding region runs from base 212 to 5575 and encodes 1787 amino acids. The transcript is spliced from 30 exons. The record is from RefSeq and is a predicted model, not a curated record. Gene Ontology annotation, cellular component: nuclear pore. Gene Ontology annotation, biological process: protein import into nucleus; RNA export from nucleus.